CGCCCCUUGUCAGUCUAGAAGCGAAAUGCUGAGCGCAAUGGACUACUGCGUCUAAUAUCCAAAGAUCCGGUGGAACGAGGCGGAUGGACGUAUUUUUCCCAUCAUUUACGCGCAGAUUUCUUCAUUAUUUUGCGCUCCGAUAGCGUUUAAAAAUGCCUUUUCCACCGAUAAACCUGCACUCUCGGAUAUCAUCGCCAAGAAAGGAGCUGUUCAGGAAAAAGAAGAGCAGGGACAAUGUCGCGCCUCCUCAACCCACGUUCAGUCAAAGGACAGGAGACGACAAGGAAUCGGAGAAAGAUAAACUAUCCACAUCGUGGUCAUCGGCCAAUUUAAAGCCGCUGGGGCGAAGCAAGGCGACCCGAGUCCCUCCAGAUCCCGAGACGGACAGCAAACAUUCGUGGUUGAGCGUCCCCAAACCCUUGGCUACCUCAUGCGAAAGCGUCCCAAGGUCCAGUUCUGGAGAGUCCAGCCAUAAAUACGCCUCCAGGACCUCUCUAGCAAAAGAAGAAGGCGAGCAAGAGAUCCACUUCUCCCUCAGCCUGACUCCCGAAGCCAUCCUGGUCAUCCAAAAGCGCAAUCUGGAAAAGCAGAUGAUGGCCAAGCAGCAGAAGUGUUGCGCUUCCGCGGACUUGAGACACCGGCGGGUUUUCCCAUCCAAGAGAGCUCAGGGCAGCUCCAGUAAUAAGAGCUCAGGACCUGUUGCCAAACUGGACGGUUCCAAUGACAUUAGCACCAUUGUCAAGAUCUCUCUCCUCAACGAUCAGUACAAAUAUGAUGAUGUGGAGUACGAGGAGGAGGAUGGAGACGUGGACGAGACUGUCAUGAGGAAAUGUAAAGAGUGGCUCAAAGGUGUGGAAAGUGCUGCUGCUUUUGGGAAAGUUGAUAAACUGUCAUCUUUGCCUCAUCUUAAAAGUUGAUAACCUGAACUACUUCAUUCCACAAAGAAAGGUCCACUGUGAAGACUUCAGUUCACGAGUUUUGUGUCAAACGCAAAGUCACCUGAUAUGCUUUUAGAAAUAAUGUUGUCUGAAGGGUCAUUCACACAGAACGCGUUCUUGCGUUGAAACACAGCUGGACAGAGGGUAACGUAUAGAAUAUAGAGACGCCUUUGUAAAAGUUGGACAUUUUCAACUGGACACAUCGUCUUAAAGCGCAAGGCUCAUGUGUGUUUGGUGCCUGUGUACAUAGAGAAACAAUUAAAAACAACGCAAACGACAAGAAAGAACGCGUCCUGUGUACGUAUGGGUCUCGCACACAGGCUGCGUUCUUGUGACACCUGAAAGCGCAAUAGUGGACUUUUUUUUUUUUUUUUUUGACGUGACUGUGCAACUUAAAAUCUUAGCAUAGACCUAUAUACACACUAGGCACUAAAAAAUGCGUCGCAGUGUUUACACAGACCAACAAUUAAACCAAAUUAGAGAAGAUGUGUUUAAAGAGUGCGUUAUAUGCGAACGCUCCGCGUUCCAUUAUUGGAAUGGAACAGAACGCAGAGGCGUUUUAAAAAAAUGAAUGUUUCCAUCUUUACACGCCAUUUAAACGUGAUGGCGCAAGGCAAUGCACUGGCCAGCGCGUCCAUAUAACGCAGCGCACAUAAAGCAAAAAUAAAUGUCGGACUGAACGCAAGAACGCGUCCUUAGCGUAGCCUACACACACUCCGCUUUCUUAUUGGACUGACUGGAAUGUUUUUUUCUGCAUUGAGAAGUAUCGCUGAUGACUCAGAGAAUUUUUGCAGGUUACCUUUACACAUUGACUGAGAAGCAGUAGUGUUUUUGCACAUUGCUAUUGUUUUCACUUUGAUGGGCUGAAUGACAGAUGUUUGUUUUAAUAUGUGGAAGUAAUACGGAGAAUUAACGGGAAAAAGGAUGCGAAUGUCGACCAGCGAAAUGCAUCAAGAGGCCACGGUCCUUCCUUUGUGCCAGAAAACAAUAGCUGUCAAGGCGACACUGUCUGAAAGCCUUAGAAUAGACACUUAAUAUCUGGGACUUGUUAAAAGUUUGUGUGUAAUAUGGACUCGAGGACUGUUUGAUUGACGAACCAGCCGUGUACAGUAUUUAUUUUGCAAUGUGGAGGUGUGUUUAUAUGCUGUGUGUUGUUCCAAGUCAUUUUUAAGGGUUCUGAUAAUAAAAUUGAAAAGACAUGUU
Messenger RNA from Labeo rohita (rohu), 2141 nucleotides. It is a transcript of the gene prr18, whose product is annotated as proline rich 18. The record is from RefSeq and is a predicted model, not a curated record. Bases 153 to 917 code for a protein of 254 amino acids. The transcript has a single exon. Lineage: Eukaryota; Metazoa; Chordata; Actinopteri; Cypriniformes; Cyprinidae.